GUGGGAGAGAAUCGGUCGUGCUGAAAGACACAUCAUCGUCUCUUUCUACUGUUUGGGUAUCGGAAUGAACACUUAUGGGGCCUGCAGUGACAUGAGAUGCUUUAUUGAGUCGCUCGCUGGCACUGAUAAUCUUCUGAACUUUGUACAGUUGUGUUUUGGUGUUUAUCGAGCGUGUAUCAUUGAAGCCACUCAGUCGAGAACUUCCACUCGACACGUCCACAUCUCGCUUCAGUAAGUACAUCAAUUUUCCAGUGUCCACUACCAAUAUUUAUGCAGACGACACAAUGACAGGAGCUGGCGUUUUGAGUAUUCGAGAGGUAAAUGCGCUCGAAAUUGAGCAGUUCGAGUGGUUGUUCGGUAAUGUGAUAGAGCAUUGCCCGGAAGCAGCUCGUGCAGUUGCUCUCCAGAGACCUUUUGCGACAGUUAGAGGCCUCAAAAGAGCGUUUUGUGAUUAUUUGGAUGGACUUGAUACAUAUGCGAAAGAAUCCGUGUUAUUGAGUCACCCAGAUUUAGCUGGUAAACUCUGUGAUGAGAAGAAAUUGACGCAAGAAUCUGAAAACGAGCAAAACAGCGCGGGGAUCAACGCAAUGACGAAGGAGGAGAGACUCACAUUUAAUAAUCUCAAUCAAAUGUAUAAGGAAAUAUUUUCAUUUCCCUUCGUCAUCUGCGCGAGGGAAAACCGAGUGCAGACAAUUCUGACAGCCAUCGAGGAAAGACUCAAAAAUUCUAGGAAAGUAGAGUUGAAGACUGGAAUUGAGGAAGUCAAGAAAAUUUGCAGUCUGAGGAUCAACGAUCUCGUGUGGCCCGACGCAUGACAUGAAUCACGAACGACAUAGGAUUGUUUUUUUACAAAUUUUGGAAAUAAAUUUUUAUUUAGUUGUAGAUGUAAAUGAGUAGCAUUUUAUUAACAAUUCAUCAGAUUACGUGAAAUUGUUGCAGAAUUAUGGACUUAAUAUCAUGAAGAAGAGCUUACAAUAAAUUGAGAGUUCGCUCGAUAA
Diachasma alloeum is the source of this 998-nucleotide messenger RNA. RefSeq names its product 2-oxo-4-hydroxy-4-carboxy-5-ureidoimidazoline decarboxylase. Lineage: Eukaryota; Metazoa; Arthropoda; Insecta; Hymenoptera; Braconidae. Gene Ontology annotation, biological process: allantoin metabolic process. The transcript has 4 exons. Gene Ontology annotation, molecular function: carboxy-lyase activity. The record is from RefSeq and is a predicted model, not a curated record. The coding region runs from base 285 to 815 and encodes 176 amino acids.